UUCGAGAACUGCUUACGGUCCAGUUCGAGCAUACCGAAGAAGCUAUUCUGAAGAGGGGAUUAUGGUAAUUUAUGGGCUUUUAUUAGUUAUAUUAACUGGUAAACGCGUAGGCAUAUUUAGGAAGUUGAUGAACAAUCGUAUCUUCUUUCAACAUCCCGAUCUAAUGCGACUGCUCUCCGUCCAUGAAAAUGUGAUGUCCAUAAUGAUGAACAUCCUUACGGCCCAACAAGGUGCUGUUGAACAUGAAGGAGAAGAACUCAAGGAAAAAACACCCGUUAAGGACUCGUCCGAAAUGGUAGUCGCAUGUUCUCGAUUCCUGUGCUAUUUCUGUCGCACCUCUCGCCAGAAUCAAAAAGCCAUGUUUGAGCAUCUGUCCUUCCUUCUCGACAACGCGACUAUGUUAUUGGCAAGGCCAAGUUUGAGGGGCUCAGUCCCUCUGGAUGUCGCUUACUCUUCGUUUAUGGACAAUAACGAGUUGGCCUUGGCAUUGAAGGAGGAGGAGUUGGACAAAGUUGCUGUAUAUUUGUCAAGAUGUGGACUUCAACCUAAUUCAGAAAUGAUUGCUAAGGGAUAUCCAGAUUUAGGAUGGGAUCCUGUUGAAGGAGAAAGAUACAUUGACUUCCUUCGUUUCUGCGUUUGGAUAAACGGCGAAAAUGUGGAAGAAAACGCCAAUCUGGUGAUUCGACUUCUCAUCAGACGUCCAGAAUGCCUUGGUGUAGCUCUAAAAGGCGAAGGGCAAGGAUUAUUCGCUGCGUUUAAGGAAGCUAUCGCAUUGUCUGAGGACAUUCGCGUCUUGGAGGAAGAAGGCGAAAAUGCGACCAUGCUGAAAAGCGGUCUGCUUGGAGAGUCUCCCUCAUAUCCCUCUAAAGACGCUGAAGGUGAAGACUACCUGGAUCUGGGAGCUGCAACGCUUGAUUUCUAUUCGUCACUUGUGGAUCUAUUAGCUAAAUGCGCGCCUGAUCCGAUGGCUAUUCAGGCUGGCAAGGGUGACUCGCUAAGAGCUCGCGCUAUUUUGAGAUCCUUGAUUUCUCUUGACGACCUGGGACAGAUUCUCAGUCUUAGAUUCACUAUACCAAAUUUAGCCUUGGCUGCUACAGAUGACAAUGGUCCAUUACCUGGAUUACUGCCCAAUCACAAAGGGUCAGUUCUCUUGUUCUUGGAUCGCGUGUACGGUAUCGAUUCACAAGAUAUGUUGUUCCAUUUCUUGGAGCAAAGCUUUUUGCCUGAUCUACGGGCAGCUACCAUGAUGGAUUCGUUCAAAGAAAAAAACUAAAU
Molecule: messenger RNA, 1275 nt
Organism: Strongylus vulgaris
Lineage: Eukaryota; Metazoa; Nematoda; Chromadorea; Rhabditida; Strongylidae
Source: the annotation of a GenBank genome assembly